AUGGGGUGCCUGCAGGCACACAGAAUGCUGCUGCUCCCCGUGCUGCUGGUGGCGGUGGCAGUGUGCUGGAUGCCAUCCAUCCUCAGCGUUGUUGGAGAGGUGACGCUGGUGGAGGAUGAUGCGGGCGCGCUUCACAUCAACACGAGCAAUCCAAUGAGCCAGCCAGUGUUUGUGAAUGGCGUGAAUGUGCAUGAGACGCUCAGCACGCUGUUGCGGACAGUCUCAAUGCAGCAGAGCACGAUCGAUGCACAGCAGGGUAUCAAUGCUGCACAGCAAAGCACUGUCGAGCGGCUGUGUCGUCUGGCAAGACCAAGGGCCUGGACGUUUGGGCAAGUUGGUUCAAUGGGUGCAAAGUGGCUGGGUGGCGCUUUGGCGAACAACGGCCUGAUCUAUGCCGCACCUCGGAACUCGCCCUCUGUGCUCAUCAUCGACCCCGCCACCAACACUGUCGACACAACAACAAUCUCCGGACUUGGAACGGACAACUACAAAUGGGCUGGUGCAGUGCUGGCACACAACGGCCUCAUCUACAUGUUCGCUUCAAACAGGGAGACGAUGCUCAUCAUUGACCCAGACACUAACACCUUUGACACGUCAAGCAUCGACUCACUUGAUUCUGGUAGCCUCAAGUGGUACAGUGGUAUGGUGGCAAGCAACGGCCUCAUCUUCGGCAUCCCGUAUUCUGCAACCUUGGUGCUGAUCAUUGAUCCAGAAACAAACACAGCCGACCUCACCACGCUGUCUGGGCUCCCGAGCCAGACGAACAAAUGGUAUGGCGGAGUGCAGGCAGGCAACGGUCUUAUCUACUGCAUUCCGGCAUCAGCUUCCUCUGUCCUCAUCAUCAACCCAAAGUCUCUGACAAUAGACCUCACCACCAUCAGCGGCUUCGAUACAAACGCCAAGUGGUAUGGCGGUGUGCUUGCACGCAGCGGCCUGGUUUACACGAUCCCAUACCAGUCUGCGACGAUGCUCGUCAUCAACCCAGCCACCAAUGCCACCGACAAGGUUGUUGCAGAUGCGACGGGCUUUGAGAAGUGGGUUGGCGGUGAACUCGCACCCAACGGCAACAUCGUUGGCAUUCCAUUCGACUCCUCAUCCGUCCUCAUCAUUGAUCCAUCUACAAAUGCAAUCGACGUCACGUUAAUCAGCGAUCUUGCUGGGAGCCACAAGUGGUACGAUGGCAUACUCGCACCAAACGGCCUCAUCUACGGCAUUCCACAUGAUGCCGAGUCAGUCCUCGUCAUUGACCCGGGGUGCUGAUGUGUAUGUGUGUGUGUGCAUAUCUGUGUGUGUGUC
Salpingoeca rosetta is the source of this 1296-nucleotide messenger RNA. RefSeq lists its product as uncharacterized. The coding region runs from base 1 to 1260 and encodes 419 amino acids. The transcript has a single exon. The record is from RefSeq and is a predicted model, not a curated record. Lineage: Eukaryota; Choanoflagellata; Craspedida; Salpingoecidae.